Lindgomyces ingoldianus is the source of this 6300-nucleotide messenger RNA. RefSeq lists its product as uncharacterized. Bases 72 to 6209 code for a protein of 2045 amino acids. The record is from RefSeq and is a predicted model, not a curated record. The transcript has 9 exons. Lineage: Eukaryota; Fungi; Ascomycota; Dothideomycetes; Pleosporales; Lindgomycetaceae.
AUCAAGAACUGUUCUGUGUAUAUCAGACCCUGCUCGGAGCCUUUUUCUUAUCACCAUGUACCCUUCCUGCCAUGGCGACUCUCCGACUGGCGACAGCUGCCAACAUCCGGCUUUUUCAAUCAUUGUCGGCUAGUCUAGCCACAUCCGACGCGAAAUGUACCACUUUGAUCAACCCUGAAGCCCUUGACGAUGAGUUUGGAAGAUUUCGAGUAUGGUCUGGAAAUCUUGGUGCCUUGCAAAAGGGCCAUAGCUCACUUGACUAUCGACUUCGUGACUCUCCCCUACUUUCAAGCAAUGCUCUAAAGUUUCUGAAAGAGCUCGAAGAGAAUCUAACUGAAGCUAUCGCUGUUGUUUCCGGGAGCCGCCUUCCAUAUGAGCUGCAGCCAAAGCCAGAAGACAGUGAUGGCGAGGACGACUUCUUCAGUGAGGACGAAGAUGAUGAAAGCCAAGAAGUAGGAGCGCCAAAAACUGAAUUGGAACAGCGGUUCCGCGAAGUCGUUGAUAUAGUCCAAAACCUGUACAAGCUUUCAGUUCGCAUUCGUUCUCCGACGCUUCGAUCUAGGUCCCUAAAGGCAGCUUCUUUCCAACCGAAAGAUGCCGAAACGGGUGUGGACAUCCUUGAGCAAUACACGACAUUUGAUCUCCAAUACACCCAGGAGCUCGUUAGGUUCCUUCGCGCGCCAUACGACGGAGAUGUUAAGGUUGAGGACGAAGUUCUUAUCAAACGCUUAAGUAAGGCUAUUACACUACGGAGACGCCAAUUUAAAUAUUGGAGGCGGCAUAGAGACAAACUAGGAGUCUCGACACUCCUCGAAGAUUUGACAGAAAACCAGCCAGCAACGGUUGAGAGGCCGGAAGUGCACCGACAUGAUACCCUCGAAGUCCAGCUAGGAAAUCCCAUCGUAGCCUCAAUAAAGGAAUCCGACAGUGAAAGGGAACCGAAAUCGCUGCUCAGUGGAACUGAGGCUACCCAACAUCAUCAGUCUCUAGAUGACAUCGUUGAUAGCCAGUCUGUGACGUCUUAUGCGACUACGACGCACGAUCUCAAGGGGCAUGGAAUUGAGCUUCCUUCGCCACCUAAAGCUGCGAAUGGAGAGCAAGAUUUUGAAUGCCCUUAUUGUUUCAUUAUCUGCCCUGCCAGGUAUGGCCGAGGGCGACCCUGGAGAACACACCUUUUGCAGGACUUACAACCAUACGUUUGUACUUACGAAGAUUGCGAGAAUCCAGACCAAUUGCUACGGAGCCGCAGAGAAUGGGCAGAGCACGAGGCUAGCCAUCGCAAAGUGUGGAGAUGCCCCGAGCAUACGACUGCCAUCUAUAAGUCGAAGUUAGGACUGGAAGAUCAUUUACGUCGCAAGCAUUCUGAUAGCUUCCCGGAGCAUCAACUGACUAGCAUUAUCAAAGUCUCGGAAACCUCAACGAUAGACCUCCGACAAAAGUGUCCCAUUUGUUUCGCGCAAGCAGAUAUGGAAGGCGGUCUUCAAAAUCAUAUUGCCAAUCAUCUCGAAAGGCUUGCGUCUUUUGCUUUACCAAAGGAUAUUGAUACUGCAGGUGACGAGUCAGAUGUGGCCAGCAGUGUGGCGUCCCGUGGGAGAAGUGGCACUACAGAGUCUUCGCAGGACCUCAGCUCCGUUUCAUUCCAUACUGGCAGUGUCAGCGUGAAAGACGAACAGAGACCCACCGACGAAGCAGCAUCCACAAUAGGAGAAGGACCCAUGCCCACUUUGAACAAGGGAGGACCCCCUGGCGAAGACAAUCAACUCUCUGUGGAACUUGUUGGGCGCGUUCCAGACUCAAGUAAAAAGCGAAUGGAUGUUCUCACGAGUCAAUUAGGUGACCUUACGAGCCUUGAUGACGAAUUCUUCGACGAAGGAGACGAUUCUGUGGAGGUUAAAGAACAUCUAGCAGAGGUGGGAAAUCUUAGGUCGUACCUCCUCUCUCUAGCCGGGGCUCAAUCCACGCGAUUCCUACGCCGUUACGGUUGGUGGCGUGGUUAUCUAAAUUUCUCGAGCGAAGACGCUGCGGUGCGUGCUAUAGCGACCUUCGACAAGGAGCAAUACCCGGAGGUCAAGAUUCGCCUAGGCGUUGAAAAUAGAGCCAGCUUGAAGUUCAGUUUGCCAGCUCUGGAGAAGCCCAAGCCAAAUCAGGGAGCCCACACUACUCUUGAAGAUGAUUCAGUUUCGUCAGCUUCUCUCUCAGAGAAUGGGGAAUUAGAAGCUGAUGGCAAGCUACCGAUACUUCCUGUGGAUGAGAUCCCGACAUUUCAUUUGCUUUACAGGUCACGGAAGCUCCAGCAACGGGAUCAAAGUUACGCUCCCAACGAUUCAUACAAUCGAAUGCUUGGCUUUACAUUCUAUGACAUUACACGUAUCAAAGCGGAUGCAAUCGUAAAUUCUGCGAACAAAGCAAUGAGGUUUACUAGGAGAUACGAUACGCUGAACCAUUACAUCCACAAAGCCGCAGGUCCUGGCCUCAAAAGAGAAUGCGCUCAACUCGGAAGUGUCAGAACAGGCCAAGUCAGGGUGACCUCUGGCUGCAACCUUCCAAGUUCUUAUGUGAUUCAUGCUGCUAGACCCCAAUACUCGGGAUCCAAAGGGAUGGGGAAAUUCAACGUUCUUACGGAAUGCUACCGCAGUUCUCUCAAAGCCGCGGUGAAUCACAACAUGAAGACAAUCGUAUUUCCCUGCAUAGCGGCUGGUGGAUGCGGGUUCCCCUCUCGCGUAGCUGCUCGAAUCGCUCUGCAAGAGACCAGGGAGUUCUUAGACGUUCACAAGAGUUAUCAAUUCGAACGUAUCAUCUUCUGUGUCUACAAGGGAAGUGACGAGAAAGCGUACAGAGACUUUAUCCCCGUCUUCUUUCCUCCAACCCACGGAGACCUCGAGAAUGCUGUGCCCUUGGAUAACUCUAGGGACCCUAAUUCACUGGCAUCACAACUGCAGGACGCCUAUAUACAGAUCGAACGGGUUACCCAGAGUCUUGUCAUUUUCAGCGACAAUAUCCGCGAGUUCCCUCGUAAUAUUCUUCGUGAGCUUUCGGCAAUAAUAUCAACAGUCCGUUCCCUGAAGAACCUCUUCGUCUCCUCAAAGGGGAAAAUAAAGAACUUGGCCGGUUGGGUGAUAGCAGAUCUGGAUUUAAUCUGUUCCGUCAUGCAAAGUGUAUCUCAAGGAGUGAUGGAAAUAGUCGAGCAGACGAAGUACGCAAGAAAUUUUGACGGGCCAACGUACAAGACAAUAUGGGAUGAGUACAAUCUUCAUAUGCAAAAUAGUCAAGGGAUGGAUCUGAAUACCCUAUUAGAAAUCUGUCGAGAUUUUGCCCAGUGUAUAGACGACAUUCUCAUACGCAACGGUAUAGAACCCCAUGAGAUGGGGACAAUGCGCAUCCGGCUAAGCACCUAUCGUCUUAAGCAGACUGGGGAAGGCAACAAAGCCCAACGAGACGCCUUCGACGAGGCCAUGUUCACGCGUGACUUUCACAGGGAGACGAUAACCUACAACCACACCAACAUUAUCAAAGUCCAUCAAAUCCCUUCGUUGAGCCGGCUUUAUCAAUUGGGGGAGUUGGAGCCUGAGCCCACCAACGCUAUCCCGGACGGUAUCGUCAAUAACACAGUCUCCCUAAUAAGAGAAGACAUAUCGAGACUCGAGGUUGACGUGAUAGUGAACUCGACGGACAUUGGCUUUUCUGGAAUGGGCACACUCGAUCGAACAAUUUUUCGAAAGGGCGGCCUGUCUCUCCAAGAAGACUGUGCGGACUUCGGGGUUUGCAAAGAAGGGGACGUGCGCCUCACUGGCGGCUACCAACUUCCUGCAAGGCAUAUCAUUCACGCUAUACCUCCAGAUACGUACCGCAAGAAUACCAAGGAUGUUCUCCGGAAGAUAUAUAGGGAGAUUCUGCAUGUGGCCAGCUCUUUAAAAGCAACAUCGUUAGCUAUACCUACGAUUGGAACUGGUAUGCUGAAUUAUCCAAAACGCGAUGCUGCCUCAGUCGCCAUGGAAGAAGUGAAGCGUUACCUGGAGACGACGGAGGCGGCCAACCCGAUAGAGCGCAUCAUUUUCUGUGUGUUCGGGUCGAAUGACGAGUCAAUCUACAAAUCUCUGUUACCGGUCUUCUUUCCUCCAGUCGAGACCAACGUCAAUAAAGCUCUGCCGCCGAGUUCUUCCCUUCAACUGAAAUCGAAUGACACUACAAAAGCCACCGAACCGGCUCCUCCGCCGCGCCGUACGCUCUUUGGCUCCAUCGGGGAUGCGAUCCGUAAUGUCCGGUUUGGUAAACAACCGGUCUCACAAACCCUACGUCCCUUACAAAGCGGAGAAGAAACUGCGCUCAUCAAUUAUGAAUCUCAUGCCCAGGGCUGCUCUACUUGCAGCAAAAUAGCGCAACUCUACGCCGAGGACAAGGACCUUUGCGUGGAUGGGUAUGGCAAAGCGCAAUGUGUACUCCAAUACCUCUACAUGGAAGCAGAUCGAUCGGUUUACUCAACGCUGGAUAGUGAACGGAGUGUGAAGGUCGAGUUCCCACAAGAGUACAAGCAUUCGUGGAACUUGCUCGUCACUGUGGAAAAAAGUUAUCGGGAUAUACACCGAUCCAGUCCUUUUGUCACCGUAAACCAGCCGUACCCAAGCACCGAGCAAAGAGGACACCGCAAUCCAUCGCCGCCACCAGGUGUGACAAUCUACAAUGCUGAGGUUACAAUCCCGAUCAAGAAGGAACCAGAAAAGGCAAUAGCAUCUGUCUUCUCCUGGUCUGACGAAGGCAAACGUUGGGAAGCCCUGCACCCAUUUGAAUGCAGUAUCCACAUCUACCCCGGCAAAUUUGAAGUAUAUGAGACCGACCAUAUAGUGCACACCCAAGGUGUCCCAUUACUGAGUCUCGAAUUGACGCCACUUGUGCCACUUGAGCAGCAUGUGAGUACGGAGAUCACGAUUACGGCUCGCACCUUCCAGGAAUCACGGCUCAAGUCAGAGAACUUUAUAAUGCUAAGAAGUCGCAGCCCGGCUGAGUGCGAGAUGUUGUUCCAGAGGCUUAAGCACGCGCGGAAUAAUAACCCGACGUAUUUAGAGCACCAAAGCGUACAGGAAGCGCCCGCAAUGGAGGAGACGGAGAUGCCACUCGAACUACCAUCUGCUCCUUCUCACGAACCUUCAUCCACCAAAGCACUGGUAUCCACUCUUACGCAGCAGCUUCAUGCAGAGCGAGCAGAACAAGCGGAUCUUCUUCCGGUCGAAGAAUACUGGCGUACCCAGGGAGCACCACCGUCGGACUUUGCAUCAACGUUACCUACCGUUGAGGAAAAUAUCCAUCCUGAUCCCCAGCCUCGUCUCUCAUUCUCGGCGAGUGUCAAAGAGCCUCAUGAGCAGGAUAAGAUAGUUCCUGUGGACCACCUGGGCAAGUUUAAUCUUGCUAGUGCAGAGUUAUCAUAUGUUAAUAUAGAUGAGUAUUACUCGUACGUCAACCUCGCGAGCACACAGCAGCAUAGCAUCGAGGACCGAUGGGAUUCUAGGCCUCCCCAUCACGCCUUAUCUGCCGAUACAGGGUCAGACCAGAGUGCUGGAAACGUGGAUACCGAUAUCAGCUACUCAACACAACUCCCGAACGAAGACGGGUCGACUGCCGACUACCGAGCAGAUAUCCCACUAGAUGAUCCACGGCAUAUCUCGCACUCCCGACCUACGACACCGGAAGAAGGUGAGAAGACCAUUCCGCUUGGUGCCCGCUGGACGAAGAUUAAUCGCCGUCUCAUUGAUCCUUAUGCUUUGAACGAGGCAGGUAUGCCAUUCGAAGAGAGGGGCAACUAUAUCGUUGUAUUAACAGUCCUGAGUCCUGAAGAUAUUCAAAAUCUAGUUGAGCGAACCAAAGCAAUACGAGCAACCCAACAGCGUAAGGAAGCCAUUUACCACAAGCAACAAACAGAACUCGAGAUGGAGGGAGGACGAGCCAGCCAGCUUAAAACAGAAGACCAAGUACAAGUAAAGGCGAUUCCGGCAGCUGCGAGGUGGACCAAGAUCGACCGCAGACUCGUAAGCGCGCAAGCGCUUGAAGAAGCGAAUGAACGGUUUGAGCAGAGAGAAGAUGAGAGUAUUGUUAAGAGAGUUUUGACGAGGAAAGAGAUUGUGAAGUUAGCGGAAAGGACGAGGGAGAUUAGGGGAGGGAAAGUAGAGUUGAGGGAGUUGGCGAUGAAGGUGGGAGAGGGAGGUGGGGAAGAUAGAUAGGAUUCGGCUACGAAUGGCUUGAGAGAGGGCUUAGGCAGGGCCUUGUUGGAUGUUUGGUAAAUAGAUGAAUCUUAAGAAAUAGCACUAUGGA